AGAGCACCAGACAGCAGGAUCGAGAGAAAGAGUGAGAGAGAGCGGGUGAGUGUAUGUGUGGACAGAGAGAGAGGCAGCUAGAGAGCUUGAGGCAAACGAUAGAGUGGGAGCGAUAGAGUGCUAGAUAAUGGAGCUGCAGUCGGAGUGUGUGGAGCCUCCUGUGGCCCCUCAGUGUGACCCCCAGCCCACAGGGAAGAUCAACAAAGCUGCCUUCAAACUCUUUGGGAAGCGGCGCACCGGUUCUGGGAUGGCCAGCUUCUUCUCCUUCAGGAACAAAGGGGCUACCAACAGUGGGAACAACGGGAACUCUGACAAUGGGAAUUCUUUGAAUGGAAACGAGUCAGCGGCGUCGGUGGAGCUCGUUAGGAGCAAAACCCACGAUGGACUAACGAGCUCUAACAACGAUGCUGAUGGACAGAGAGGGGAGGGGCUGGCUAUCAUAGAGGCGGGUCCGGUGAGGUCACUCAGCAAAUCGCUAAGUUUCUUCUCUUUACUCCGACGUGGGAGUUUUAGGUCGAGUGAAAAUGGAGGGACGGGGCUUUCCAAAAGAGGGAGGGGCCUAAAGGGCUUUUUUAGCAGCAUGCGAUGGAGACGCAAGGAAAAAACAAAUGAUGGAGAAGGGGACGUGGUGGAGCGGAAGCUGGAGAAGGAUGGGGAUGUUGCUGACUCUGAAAAGGUAACGGAUAUUACACUCACACUUGAACCCCCUCCGCAUCACCAGGUGGAUUGUGUAGAUGCAGGGGCAUCACCAAACCCAGAGACUCCCACUACCAGUGUUACCAUGACACCCCCACACUGUGUUGCCAUGCCAGGGCCAUCUGGUGAGCCAGAUUCCCCCUUUCCUUACACACCCACUGACUCGCCACUUCACCCCCCUAUCCAAAUAGCCAAAGCAUCAAUUUCCAGCCUCACCCCUUCACUCGCUACACCCCCUUUGGAUCGCUGCAGCACGGGUGACCCCACCUCAGAACCCUCAGUGGACCGCCUCUGCUCUCUCCUCUUCACUGACGUCACGUCCCUCAAGAGUUUCGACUCUCUGACAGGCUGUGGUGACAUAAUUGCUGAUGCUGAAGAAGAGGGGCCAGCGGGUAAUGGGGGCAGUGGAACCAGCAGUAGCAGCAGUGGGGGAGGAGGGGUGAGUGUGGGAUCAGGUGUUGGGAGAACUGUUGGUAUCACCAGUGUCCCGUCUCGUAGCUCCCCAACCAAACCCCCUUUACCUUCGCAGCGGAUCCAACACAUGUUCUCUGUUUCUGCAAGCUCAGUGCCUUCUUCCCUCCCCGCACGGGCCCGGGCGCCCCCUCCACCUCAGCAGCACCCAGCCGGCAGCGGUGUGGUGGCCUACAUGGGCGGAGGGGAAGAAAUGGCAAGUCCAGAAGGGGUGGACGAUGCCGACAUGCAGGGGCUCUGGCACAUGCUUCCCUCCACAGGUGACAACUCCCCCGCUUUGCCCCGAUCACACCAACCUUCCUCCUCUACCCCGACUUCCACCUAUCCCCCUCGUGCCCCCUCCAGCUGUCACCUGCCCUCAGCCCACAGGAGCGCAGAUAGAAAGAUCCCCCAGGUGAAGGCGCUGGGCCUCAGUAAGAUUCCAUUAGGUGGAGCAGCAGGAGGCCGGGCAGCCAAACCCCCUCUCCCUCACACACAUGGCCGUCUACCCACAUCGCCUGGAGAAAAAGAGCCCCUCAGUGAUGAGGGUUACUGGGACACACCAACAGCAACGCCCACAGCCACACCUGAUGAGAGCGGGCUGCAGCGAAACCAGAAGAGUGCUCUAUCACGUGACAGUUGCUCUGGGGACCACCUGUACGACCUCUACAAUGACCCUGAAGAGGAAGGAGAUUUUGAAGAUCUAAACAGUACUCCCUCUCCAUCCAUGGAAUACAAACUGAGCCCCACCUCACAAACAACCCCUCCUUCAUCCUCCUCCUCUUCCUCUUUCCAAUCAAUGAAAGGCAGCACCAGCCUUCCUCGGGAAUCCAAGAUCCCAGUGAGCAGCAGACAGACCCCGCCUCCCCACUCAGUAAGCCAGUCAGCCCUCUCGUCUGUUGUAGAGGCUGAAUCCCCUCCACCAAAGACCCAGGCGCCCCCUCCAGCACGCACCAGAAUCCCUGUAUCCAAGGUGCCCGUCCGUCGUUCUGGAAACAAACCUGGCAGCACAAAGGGAGCCGCCAACAAGAAGUAGCUCUUGUGGAAUGGGUGGUUUCUGACCUGCUAACUUAAAGACCUGAGUGUACAUCACUUCUGUGCUGUUUAUGCAGAGCCAAAUGUUUUCCCAGACCAAGACAAAUGUUGAGCUGUAGAGUUAACAGCCAAUAAAUUCCUCUCAAAUCUUGAAAGCUCUCAAUCUUUAUGUGUUUUGGCUUAUGACGGACUAGGAAAGAAUAAGUGGUUUUGUUCACUUGAGAAAGUCACGAGGAGACUCCAAAACGCUGGGUUAACACUUCACAGCCCUGACUGGAACCUUGGAGGUUGACUCUUGACAAUCCAUGGUCUUGCAAUAGACACACAUGCCUUGUAACUUCCUGGGGAAAAAAUCCUGACCUGCUGAAAGUUCUACUGCACACUGCAAAACGAAAAGAAAAUAAGCAGAGCACCUUUUGCAUUUUUAUUAUGGAAUUCCACAUGACAUAAUUCCUGAUACGGACCUAAUCCAAUCAAAGUUUUUCCUGAAUUUUUCAUCCUGUCUAAUCUGUAACUAAUUACCUCCUAAUCCUUUGAUUUUAGAGCCAAAGUGGAAAAAAAAAAUACCCUAAUCUUCAUUUCCCAGCCUCUGAUAGUCUUGGACAGACUGGACAAUAUCCAUGGGCUGGAAUAACCCAUACUUUUUGUUUUGUUUUUUGGAUAUGCUCUUUUUCUGAGAUCUGGGUUUAUUAAUUACCUGCUUUGUAGCUACAAAUGUGGUAAACAUGCCCUGCAGAAGGCCACAUGAUAUCCUGUGUUUUUUUCGAAUGGGAGACCUCUUCAGUUUUGACUUUUUUUUUAUUAUAAUUAUUGUGGAUGGACUAAGUUUUGCAUCUGGAUCUCACUUACACCCUCAAUCUCUGGGAUUUACAACUGUUGAUUCACUAAAGGAAACAUGUAACACUAUCGCAAUACUCGACCUGGAGGGAUCCAUUGCACUGAUGCUUCAAUACUCAACAGAGACAUGCACACACACACACACACACACACACACACACACACACACACACACACACACACACACACACACACACACACACACACACACACACACACACACACACACACACACACACACACACACACACACACACACACAUUUUCUCCCCCUCUCUGCAUGCAGUGCCACAUAAGGCACAAAGGUCAGGGAACAUCAUCUAACACUGAAGGACCGUACACACACUGUUCAACCUUGGCACUGUAUUUGUAGCUACACUGGAUGACUCUCUUCUCUAAGGACACAUGCACAGACAACCAGUUGUUUCUCUUAGUACUUUCUCACUUGAUUUCAUACUGUUUUUAUAUGUUUCUCCGUCCUUAGUCAUCCUGCUCGGAUCUAAAACUGUGACUGCUUCUUAAUGCUCUGCUUUGUCUUCUAACACGCUGUACAGGAUGAUGUGAGUGGAUGUCAGGAAGAUGAAUAGUUUCAGAGAGAUAGAAUGUGUCUGCAAUUCUUUUAAUAGAAUGUUUCCUAAAUUAAAACCCAAGCAAAUUCUGUCUUUCGAGUCCUUCACCCAUCCUCUCUUGGCUGUUCUACUAACGCAGCUGUGCGUGAAUGUAGCUUGACAUCAUUGUAGAUCAUUGGUCAGCAUAUAUUUUCCUCUGUUGGACUGUUUUCCUCUUUGCCCGUCUUUUGUGGGGGCAAGACAAAUGGUGAAGUUUACUGUUUUCUAAGACCCCCAUGCUCUGAAAAAUGAAGACAAACUAUCGCGUGUUGAGCCUUGCAAAGCGCCACUUGUAUUAAGAAUGAGGGGGUGUUUGCUGUGCUAAAAGGCCUUUGUCAGUGAUUCAGCGAGACAAGUUACAGGGAGCAGAGUGUUCCCUACCCUUCAGUUAAAGAGAGGGGUAUUUGUAGGGAAAGACAUUCAAGAUGAGGCAAGUUUCUCCACCGCUAACCACAACGCUUCCAAUGACCCUUGAGGGUUAUUCUAGUUCAUGAUAGCUUUCCAUCUCAGUAAGGGUGUGUUGAUUGAUCCACAACACCGCUCCAGGUCCUUCAGCCUACUGCUGGUGUAGUGCGGAACAGGUCAUGAGGUACAUGAUCUGCAGUAAGUGUGUUCCCCCUCCGUUAAAAAGGGCAGACUAAAGGUCUUUUGCGGAUCAGAGAAAUGUCACUUCAUGUUUUCCCUGCUUAUAAUUUGUUGUUGCUGUUUUGUUUUAGAAUGCAAUCACUUUAGAUCUCAAUUAUUCAGAUUGACAAAAUACUGAUUACAUGGAGAGUUAUAGGGAAUCGAUGUAAUUAAACUUAAUGCCACUGUCAGCAAUAAAUAGGCAGUAAUGUUUUUAAAAAUAGAGACACAGGAGGGAGCUAUGAACUAAGGGGAGAUGUCGUUAUGCAUAAUGUUUGGCACUCUUCUCGGUUGAUGUACCACGUGCCGCAGGAGUUGAUUUGCCAAUACACAGUGACAAUGCAAGUUGACCACAACAAUUACCACACAGGCCUGCCAUAUUGCCAUAUGAUUAUCAUUUCCUUGUUUUUAUACCACUGACAUCUAACUCCGUUCUUUCUGUUUUAAAAUGUUAUCCUUGAAUUCGCUGCGAUGACACGCGUUAAGUUUUCCUUCUUUUUGUUACCGUCUGUCUGUUCACAGUGCUAAACCUUUCCACUUUUCAUAUUUAAUGAAUAAAACUGUUUGCGCUGACAGACGAGAUUCUGACUCUUUGUGACCACAUUUACACAUAAAUCCAUACACUUGUCAGAGGCUUUGUAUAAUUAGAGCAAAACCGGAUAGAGCCCCUCUCUCAUCUACUCCCAUCCUCCAUCUUUCCUUCCCCCACAUCCCAGUUGCUUAAAUCCCCACAGAGUAGCUUGGGUGGGAGAAAGGGGGAGACAGAAUCACUUUUGUUGUGCAGCUUGUGGCAUUUUUUAUUGUGGCGUCACACUUAGAGAGAGGGUCUGCUUGGCUUGGGAGUUAUACGUUAUCAAUACAUUUUAUUGAUUUGCUUUUGAUGAAAGCCUGAUGGAUGUGGCAUUGUCUGCUGUUAGUCUCUAGUGGGAAAAGACGUGUAUGGACAAAGACAGACAGCCAAUAUGAUGACAAAGACAGGCGGCUGAUGCAUGGUGUGGAACCCUGUGCACCUGUGAGUCCUGAAUAUAGAUGAAAGGGGGCAGGGGGGGGGGGGGGGGUCUCAUUGUUUUGAGGCGGACACAUGUUGCUAAAAUAAGCUUAUAUGUUGUUGUGGUAUAGGUACCCCUGCAUGUGUAGUAGGAGGAGGAUUUGGUGCAGUGCGAAUCCCCUUUGUAAUGGUGCAGCAAACCCCCCCUCCCUCUCAAUCCAGCUCUCUCUCUCAGUUUCUGCACGUUGAUGUUGAUGUAAAAGCCUUACGUAAGACCAUAACACUCAGUUGUUCCAGCCCACCGGAUGAAAGCUAGUGUUGCUGACAGUGAGAAUGGAGUGUGCUGUUGUGCGUGUGUGUGUGUGUCAGCUGAUCUCAUCUCUAAUCUGCUGCUGCUGCUGCUGCUGGAUGUGGACGGGCGUCAUCAUUGUGAGCCAUGUCUGUGUCGGCCUGUGCAUGUUUGUUUGGGUGCAUACAUCCGGUAUAGGGGAGGAUUUAUUAUGUGGUGAACAAAAAGCUGUUAUGCAAGUUACUGGAAAGACAGAACUAGGAAGGGACAAAUGCAGGGAUAGAGUUGUAUGGGUUUGUCUGGCCUCAGUGGUUUUAGAUAAAUCUUUUAGCUAGCUGGUAAUUAUAUAUUUUGAUGGAAAGCACCCACUAUUUGCAAAAACAGCAUGAUGGUAUACAACAAUGCAGUGUAAGAGCAGCACAUGUAAUAGCAACAAUAGUCAGCUAACUGACCCUGAAGACAAUUAGAGCAAUUGUUUGUUUGCUAACAUUAGAAAAAAUGUGCUAACGUGUGUAAGUGUUGGCUAACAUUACCCCCCAGCUACCACACCAGAGCAAAAAAGGGUGAAUUUAUUGCUUUUAACUUUCUAUGUUUAAGACUAUGAAUGUGCUGUUUCUUCCUAAAGUUACACUCCCAUCCUGUUAUUAUUUUGUCUUAUUAUAUUUAUUAUAAUGGCGCUUCUUACGUAGAAUCGUUACUCAUAAUAUCCCCUUGAACAAGCAUUGCAUUGCUGUUCAUUUUUACCCAUUUCCUUUACAACCCCUUUGAAAAUCACACUGAUACAUAAAGCAGAAACAAACUGUCUUGUUGUACCAUGGGAUUCAUCAGGGAAAAUAUUUCUUCUUUCCUUUCUUCUUCUUUGAAUCCAAUUCCUACAUGUGGCGCUUCUUGCGCAUACACACCCAACCACGCACACACAACCUUGCUCAACAGAUUUCCCCUGUCAGUUUGCUCAUAACUUAUACACUCCACAUACCUAAUGUCUAAUCUCAUCAGAUAUUUGCUUUUCCUUCAUUCAUUUGUUUUAUUUGAACUGUUUUGUCAUCCUGUCCUGUCACCUAAUGUAUUAAGUUGCGGCUUGUCUCUAUUCAUUGAAUAAAGAAACAAAUAAAAGUU
Molecule: messenger RNA, 6643 nt
Organism: Eleginops maclovinus (Patagonian blennie)
Lineage: Eukaryota; Metazoa; Chordata; Actinopteri; Perciformes; Eleginopidae
Gene: amer2
Product: APC membrane recruitment protein 2
Exons: 1
Coding region: 128-2182 (684 amino acids)
Biological process (GO): regulation of canonical Wnt signaling pathway
Cellular component (GO): plasma membrane
Molecular function (GO): beta-catenin binding; phosphatidylinositol-4,5-bisphosphate binding
Source: RefSeq, a predicted model, not a curated record